Serpula lacrymans var. lacrymans S7.9 is the source of this 6333-nucleotide messenger RNA. RefSeq lists its product as uncharacterized. Bases 1 to 6333 code for a protein of 2110 amino acids. Gene Ontology annotation, biological process: RNA export from nucleus; protein import into nucleus. The record is from RefSeq and is a predicted model, not a curated record. Gene Ontology annotation, cellular component: nuclear pore inner ring. Gene Ontology annotation, molecular function: structural constituent of nuclear pore. Lineage: Eukaryota; Fungi; Basidiomycota; Agaricomycetes; Boletales; Serpulaceae. The transcript has 4 exons.
AUGUCUGGAGAGUCUUCAAAACGUUCAAAUCUUGUCGAUGUGACCUACCAGCAACUUCAUUCGGUUCUCUCAGGGCGGCUAGAGGGAACGACACCUGACCAGAUUGCAGACAUUCUAAAACCACGGAUAUCUCAGCUUAGAAAUAUCACAGAGCCAUUUGGGAAACCGUCAAACGCGUCACGCAAGACCGUUGAGAGUGGUUCAGUUACUCUAAGCGACGGUGUGGUCUUGCAUCUGGACGACGUCGACAAGGAGUUUGUGUUUGCAAUCAGCUCGCAUUUCGAAAUUGACGAGGUCCAAUCCCUGAUUCUCCUGCGCUCCUUUCUUUAUAACGAGGGAUUACCGUCUAAUGCAGGCUCGAGCUCAGAUAAGUCGGUCGUGGACGAACUAGUGGCGGCCAUCACACCGUUCUACUAUGCUGAACGAUUAUUCGUCUUACGAUCCCUCAUCCCUCUUUUCCGAGCUCAAGAAAAUACGGUUGAUCCUAUACACGCUAUAGCGCUGGAAGAGCUUCCCAAAAUUCUACCCGAUGGCCAAGCAUUCGCAGACUCUCUCUUAAAAGAAUAUCUACGAAAGACGAAGCAGAAAGUCCCAGCAACAGUGAGCAGCGAACCGCGUGCUGCUUCUAGAUGGGCAAAGCAAAAUGCGAAGGAGCAGCUAGUCAUGCUGGAAGUCCUCUUUUGGACAAUGUGGGGUUACGUUCCCUGUGACGGACCUUUUGUCGUGCGGAUCAUGGAGGCUUCGUACAGCUCGAACCUUGGAUUGAUACAAGGCAACGCAACGCUUAUGUUGGACGACGAGGGUGAACAGCUGCAGCAGGAUUGUGCGGCGCUAUGGAUUCUCAUCACGAUCGAGGUGCUGGAGUUGGAGAGGCUAGCUGAGCGGAAUGGAGUAGAGAUCUCAGCUGACCCCUCCGAUAAAACGAUUUAUACCUCGUCACCUGAGUCGCUAAAGCGUAUACACGAGCUCGUUACCUCUCCAAGUCACGGCAACAGUCAUCAUGCCUGUACCUAUCUUGCUUGGGCUUUUGUCCUUUCUCGUUUGACAUCCCAGGUCGAGGAGGCGAAGGAAAUACCAGAUGGCUAUCGUAGCUUCUUCGAGUCCCUUGUUCCCCAUCAACAUCGUUCAAAAGAACGCGAACAAAUGCACGUGCUAAUGGCCCGAACCUGUCUAAGCCCUGACGUCGGUUUAUUCAAGCUAAUCUCGACACUCCUAACAACUUCUCCCCUUUUUGUGACUGUUGCCGCUUGGAAGACUGGCUCAACUAUAACUGAUCCUAAUGCAAUAGCAUUUAGGUCUGUACUAAAAGGCCUUGUCAUUGCGCUUGUAGAGUUGGUUCCUGUUGAGCUCGUCCCAGAUUUCGAUGCAUUGGUUGAGGUCUGGAUUGCACUGUUUGGUAGGAGUGAAAGCCAGUCUAUUGCAGGCAUUUGUCGGCAAUAUUGGCAGUCAGAUUGGAGGCAAGGCAUGGCUCGUCGUGCUAUAUUCGACGUCGCAAGGUCGCGAUUCCCUAUCCAGCUCAAACCUCUCAUCCGACUACUCCGUGCAAUGACUGCUGCUGGCUUCCUCGACACCGAUCAACUCUCCACAGCUGAUCACUCUCAAGAGAGCGAGGGCACAGAGGAGGAGCGAGAACUCUGUGGUCAACAUGUCUUCUUUUAUCUCGAUAAGUUGCCUACGUUUUCUCAGGUCAUCCCGGCAUCCGCAUGCACCGGAUCUAAUGCCAUAUACGAGAAGUUACAAGAGAGAUAUGGAUCGAUGCCCUCCCCAGGUCUCACCUACGUCAAUCUUCGCCCAAUCAAAUUACCUGGUGGAUCUACACUGCCUGCCAGGUCGACUGGCCGAUUGUUGAGCGGAGACGGUGGAGAGUUUAUGGCUAUUUGCUGGCAGCAUGAACAUUCUGGUUGGAAAGUGAUUUUGGAAGUUCUGACAGACUAUGUGAACCGCAAGCGAUCAUACUCCGGAGCUGAGAGGCCUUACCGCGGAGCAUCUUCUGGUCGUAGUGGUUCUCAACCGUUGACACUGAAACUCAGUGACAUAGGCAUGGAAAUGGAGAGUGAAGGCGACGAAGACAUCGCAACAGAUACCCUUGACCUUAUCCGUAGCAUCAUACAAGAAAAUGCACCGCUCGCUGAGGAGUUGUUAGAUUCUUUGGAAUCUGGCGAUUCCCUUGUGUCGCAUAGUAUGGGGGAAAGCCAACCUCCCGAUUUGGUCCAGCUCACAACUAUGAUUCUCGAGGAGGCUUUGAAUCGCCCUGCCAACCAAACAAGAAGCUUUGCUCGCACGCAGCUCAUCACGUCUGCAAUGAGUGUUCUCUCAGCGCUGCUGUCAUUACCUAAAUAUUCCUUGCGGGUUUGGCUGUAUAUACGAUCCACCAGUGCCCUGUUCGGUCCUAGUCGCUCAGCUGGGUUUGCAUCCGUUGCUCUCGCUGCCGAGCGUAUUUCUGGCCACUACACUAUGACCCUAGCCUUACUGCAGCUCGUACAACAACUCUUCCACGAAGCCGCUUCGUCUGUUUUAACGAUAUUGCCUGAAAACGCUCGUCUACAGCAGGUAAAAGAAGAGGUGUUGCUUCGUGCCACGAGUUUUGUACAUGGUGAGAUAUGGGUUGAGCAUCUGGUUUGGAAGUACGCUCAGCUAGGAGACAAGUUCGAGGUUGGGAGGCGGGUUUCAUCUUUCUACGCUGAUGUGCUCAGUCAGGCUCCCCCGACGUUAACUGAUAGACCGUUCGCAACGCUGAGCCAAACUAUAGCUGACAUUCUUCUCCAUAAAGCAACAACGUCUACAAUCAACCCAUUAGUGUCCUCUAUCACAGCUGGAUCGUCUAUUUUGGGAACGUUGUAUGCUACACGACGAUUUGGAGACGCGCGACGCCUUAUCUAUCUCUUGGAGUCUCAUCUUCAUCUGGUGCGGCUGGUCCUCAACUAUAAGCAGAUGACCCCUGGGUCUUCAAAACCUUGCCUACUAGAACAGGCAUUGUGUGCUCGAGUGGCUGGUGGGGCAAACUUCUCAGAUUCAACUCGCUCAAGGGUAGAUCCAAUCGAUGUGUUGGCGACAUAUGUGAAGGAGAGAGGCGUAGGAGCUGUCAUCCCGUUGGAGGCCAUGAAAGUGCUUUACUCCCUUUGUGCAUCUCUUUCGACUACGCAGCCAUCACCACCAACUAUCAUUGGGCAUCUUACAAACCCGGAGGCAACUGUUGCUUCAUUCGUGCGCAUUGUCCAGCAUCCUUAUGAUGAUCUAUCUCUUCGGAAUGCCGUUUGGAACUUCAUCUCCCUCGCCGUAGAUAAGGAGCCUGCGCUCGCUAGCUUGUUCGUUACCGGCCAAUUCCGCAUUCCUGCAAGCGUCAAAGGGAAAGGUGGCGAGCUUUCGGAUGGUGAUGCAUCUAAGAAGGUCCUUAACGCUGUAGACAUUGCGCACGAUGCUUUGGGAAAUUGGAAGGAGCUUUGGGAGCAUAACCCGCAGCUCAUGGCUUCGGUCUUACGCUUCCUAGAUGUCGUUUGGCAACAUGGUCUUGAACACAAAACAUUACUCGACAAUAUGCGCGAAGAUGAAGAAUUCUGGAGCCAGCUGUCAGCUAUCACACGAGAGGAGCUGGGCCCGUGGCCAGACUACACCACGGAAUCAUAUGUUCUUCUGGAUGGCGCGCGUCGAUCAAAUUUCCACGAAGCUGUUUCAAUGCAAGCUUACCGCACCAUGGCGAAGUCUUAUGCUCUACAUAUUAUCGGUCAGGAUAUCUAUCUGCGACCACAACCUCCGCAAUCAUGUCAACCUACGCACAAGGCCGUCAGCUAUAACAAAAUACGAGACUCGUUCAAGGUUGAAGAGCAGCUAACAGAAUAUGUGCUCGAAGCUGCGGCUAGCUCAUAUGAUCCAGCCUUUCACGAUGAUCUCAUUCAACAGAUCCAGGUCGACUUCCCUGCACUCACCCUGGAACAGUUGCAGUCACAAGAACCCGUGGUUGAACGCGAGUUUGGUGACGACUUUACCUUUUCGUUAAGCCUUUUACGAAGUAGGCUUCAGCACUGUGCUACUACUGAGGAGGGUGUGAGGAGUGCCGAGGAGGUGGAGAAAAAGAUCUCAUCGAUCAACCUCAAUUUAUCUUUGACUCAAGCUCAAACAGCCCUCGCAGAAUCCUGGCAAUUCUUGUUGCGACAAGCGCUACCUUUGAUUCGAGCGGAACAAGGCAUCAGGCCUUCCAUGCUGUCGCUAGCGGCUGCAAUGUCUGUGGACGUAGCGUCGGAGAAGCGGUCGGGAGAUAUGAUGGCCACCAUUCAUGGAACAAGGCUUGGGUUACUUCUUUCCCUGCUCGAAGUUGCUUGGUUCUCGGCAUCCGACACACCCACAGAAAUUAAAUCAUUCAUCUCACUCGUCAAAAAUGUCCAUAACAUCAUUCUCAAUGAGUCACAAUCUCCUUCUAUGUCUUUCCUUGGGAAAACAUCCGUACCAUUCCAUCGGACGCUACUCCAGAUCAUAUACUUUUGUUGUCGCCAUUGUAGAAAUUUGAUCAGGCGACCAAAAGCUCUCAAUGCUGAACAAAGAUUGACCAUCGCGAUGAUGAUUGAAGCUACUCUGAACCUCGUUAUUGAGGCUCUUAGUCUUGUUUUUGACUCUGCGCGUACAAGACUCGAUCUUGAUCUGGACAAAGACAUGGAGUUAUUAGUCGCAGUAUUCGAGCAGUGCACUCGCCGCGAUAUUGAUAGUAAUCCUGCACAAUGGUUGACGCGGUGCCAAGAAACGGACGCCAUUAGAUCCAGCCUCGAACUUUUUGUUCACGCAGAUCUGGUGGGCCUCUCUGAUCUGACCUUGCUUCGUUCUCGCCGACAGCCUCUCUACGCUCCUCAUAUAGUCUUUUUCCAUAUGGCGCUCGCAAGUAUUCCGUCAGGCGCUGAACGUUUUGCUAGUGCUGGCGCCAUCUCAGCAUACAGUAACAAUGGCAUCUCCGCCGCAAUAAGCACUGGCCAAAUUGAGGUUACUUUACCUGAAUUACCUGGCGAGCGAAGUCCAGCACACAGAGUCUAUGUCUCUAUGCUUUCCAUCGUCGCUGGCGUGAUCUCGGCUCUAGGGCGACAAAGUCAUUUCUUCGUGGCUGAAGCCUGUGGGUUUGUGCAGUUGUAUGGGGAACAAAUUUCGCGUGCGUUAUCGUGGAGCAUUGGUGAACCUGUCACCCUGCCACUGCUGGAAGAAAUUGAACAAGUAGUAAAUCUUUUCUAUGCCAUUGCAGAAGGGAUGCCUUCGUCGUCCAAUGACCACGAUGCCGUUGUCUCCAAGGUUCUGCGCGUAUUCACAACGCAUGCUUUGAUGCUAUUGCAGCAGCUUAACUAUGCACUCACACAUCCUAAUCACCUGUCUACCCUACUUGAGCCUGUCACUGCAGAGGAGCGUCUUCUAGUUGAUAAGGAGAGAGAGUCGGCUGUUGGUGCGGGUGGAUCGCUUUCCCCUUCCGAUAUGGUCGAUCUACGCAAGCGUCCAUUGACGGCGAGGCUCGUACAUAGGCUAUACAAGCUCACGGCCGCAAUACUAGCGACAUUAAUUAGUAUAAGUCGAGCGUACGAUGUCUUACUGGGUGACCAGGAAGAAUGGCCGGUGCUUGAAGCUUUAAUUGUUCCUCAUUCUAAAGUGGUCUUAGGAGAGCCAACAUCUCUAGGAACGCUUCUUGAGUUAGGAAAUGCCACUCUUGACAUUCUGCGAGACCUUGUCAAUCGUCCUCCAGGUCAGAAUAUUGUCCCUCCGACAUCUACGUCUAUUACUUCUACAUCGGCAUCGGUGGAAACACUUGACGUAAGAGAAGGGAUAAUUACGACGAGAAACACGCUUGAAGGCGUGAUGAUAUACGCCGUCACGCAGCUUGCAAUGUGGGUAUCAAAACCCGAAUUUGAAGUGUCAGUCGGGGAUGGAAUGAACAUGGGGGAGGACAGCGAAGGGAUGCACGAAGGGGGACAUCAUACCACUCAACUUCAACAUUCGCAUAGUCCGCAGCAGCAUGUUUCGCAUCACUUAGGACAUUCGAAUCCUCACACAUAUACUCAUCUCCAACACUCACAGAACCCUCUUUCUUUACACCCGCGCGACUCACUCCCUCAAGCACCACAUAAAGAUCGAGAACGGCGUGCUCCACGAGCAUCUAUGACACUAGCGGAACGCUUACGGCGCGGAAUGACUGGGGAGAUGGCCGCUGAUUUACGAGGACUGUUAGGGAAGGCUUCUGGACUGAUAGCGAAGUGUGAUGGUAUCAUUGGGUCUGAUAAUCCUAGGCCAGAGGCGGCAGCAGAGAAAAAACCUAACCUGUCGGAAGUUUUACUCAGAUUUUUGAACGAGCGUGUUGGUGCUGCUUCUUAA